This is a messenger RNA of Oncorhynchus nerka (sockeye salmon), 698 nucleotides long. RefSeq names its product interleukin 21 (gene il21). The transcript has 6 exons. The coding region runs from base 276 to 698 and encodes 140 amino acids. The record is from RefSeq and is a predicted model, not a curated record. Lineage: Eukaryota; Metazoa; Chordata; Actinopteri; Salmoniformes; Salmonidae.
AGUAUGCUUUCGUUGUCACUCUCGCUUCCGUACGCCCCACGCACCCACCACUUGAUGCAACUCCGAGCUCACGUUGUGGUAAUGGCCAGUGGAAAAGAAAAUGUGUUUACUCAUUCAAUCACUUUCCACAGUUUUCCAAUAUCUCAAACGUGGUUUUCCUGUGUCCUGAUGGACAAAUAUAUAGGUAAGUUAGACACCUGUCCACAUUACCAGUCAACGUUUUGAACAGCAUCCUUUGGGUAAUUUGUGCCAUCGUUAAAGAAAGUUAAGAGAAGAUGAAGCUGCUUGUUUGUUGUCUCCUAGCCAUCACCUGUGUUUUGGUGGAUGCAGACAAGGGUGAGAGAAUCCUGAAGCUGACUGAAGUAAUAAAGGAAUUAAAAGCGCUAAACAAAAGUGUGACGCACAACAGUGUGAUGUCGAACGCUCCUUCAAUGGAUACGGAAGAGUGCUGUUCCCAGUCUGCCUUGGAGUGCUUCCGGGCGAUGGUACCUCAUCUCAAGGCCAAAAAUAAGAUCCUUCAGCGUAAAGUUAUCAAAAACCUCAACAACCGAAUGAUUUUGGGAAGUCUGGACUCCUGCAGUCAGGAGGAGAGAGAGAAAACAGUCUGCCAAGGAUGUGAUUCAUAUCCAAAGAACAGCCAGAAAUGUGUACAACAGUUGGAAUCUCUGCUUCAAAAGGCCAUCAGUAGACUGGCGUGA